AUGGCAAAGAGCAAAGACGGUUCGCUACUAAACCGGUUGAGACAAGCCGUGAAUAAAGUGAAGUUCGUGUUAAGUUUCAAGUUACACAGCCUCUGGGGUCUCGUACCGAUGCUUGGUUCUUCCUCUUCUUCAUCAUCUAUUCGGUUUAGUUUCAACGAUAGACCUGGUUUAGCAGAAGCUUAUACCGAGGAGAAUGAACCGGAGUCAACCGGUUCUUCAAGGAGAGCGCUCCGUAGAAUGCAGAGUUAUGAUCCAUCUUCAGACGAAGACAUAGACAGCAAAGCUGAGAUGUUCAUAGCUAAUUUCUACAAGCAGCUUAAGAUUGAGAGACAAAUCUCUUUGGAACUUAAAUAUUAUCAUGGCAAUAAUCAGAGUUUCAACUACAGGUCGCCUUAA
Microthlaspi erraticum is the source of this 396-nucleotide messenger RNA. The record is from the annotation of a GenBank genome assembly. NCBI's taxonomy places the organism in Eukaryota, Viridiplantae, Streptophyta, Magnoliopsida, Brassicales, Brassicaceae.